This is a messenger RNA of Mus musculus (house mouse), 1835 nucleotides long. RefSeq names its product stabilizer of axonemal microtubules 1 (gene Saxo1). The transcript has 4 exons. The record is from RefSeq and is marked provisional. Bases 289 to 1719 code for a protein of 476 amino acids. Lineage: Eukaryota; Metazoa; Chordata; Mammalia; Rodentia; Muridae. Gene Ontology annotation, molecular function: microtubule binding.
GUGGCUUGCAGGGGCCAGGCUGUGCUGGCAGGUGGGUGCUUCCCACUGGCCGCAGUGGCAGCAGCUUACAGACGUGAGCCGGCCUGGCUUGCUGUCUGUGCUAAGUGCUGCCUGUUUGCCCAAGGCCAGCCUCAGGAAAGGAAUAGACUACAGAAUUUUGCAAAAGGGCCACCUAAGUUUCCUUCUGAGCAAAACAGCAUCGGUCAAGGCACCGAAGAAGUGUGAUCGUUGUCCCAGGCAGCUGGGAUCCUCUAGGCGAUUGCCUUAGUGGAAAGUCCGAGGUGAAGGAUGGGGAAGAGGACUUGCAUCUGCAACCUGUGCUCCUGCGGGCGGCAUCGCUGUCCACAUCUCCCUACGAAGAUUUAUGAUAAAACAGAGAAAACACGUCUUCUCUCCGAGUACACCGAGAAUUAUCCGAUCUAUCAGUCUUACCUGCCCAGAAAUUCCUUCAAGCCCGAGUGGUGCUACCGGAAACCAUCUGCACCAAUGGAAGGUCUGACCACAUGCAGGAGAGAUUUUGGGCUUCACAAAAUGUUACCGGUGACAUUCCACCAGCCUGACACAUAUGUUCCGAGUCAAGAGACUAUGGAUUUACUCACAACGUAUAAACACGAUUUUAACUACCUCCCUACCUGUCCAGUUGGCCUCAUCAAACCUCGGGACAGUAAAUUUCCAAAUGGUGACAAGAUAAUGCAAUAUCUGCCUACCUACAAAGUUGAUUAUUUACCCUGGAACCAGCCAAGACGGGAGCUUCUUCGUCCUCCACACAAGUACCGGCCAGAGUCUUCCAAGUUUGAAAACAGAACCACACAUCAGGAUGACUACACCAUGAAAGGCCUUGUGACUACUGUGAGCUGUAAGCCUCCAUCCAAGUCAAAAAUCUACAACAUCCCCUUGGAAGACCUGACUAACUACAAGAUGAGUUAUGUGCCCCACCCUGUGGAGAAGCGCUUCGUUAAGGAGGCAGAGAAAUAUAUACCCUGUGACAUCCCCUUUGAGAACCUGACCACCCACAAAGAGUCCUACCGAGGCCUGCUAGGGGAGCCUGCCAAGAGCACAAAACCUCCAGCCAAGUUCCCCGUGCACGAUGCACCUUUCACCAACACCACAGAGGUUCAGGAGAAAUUUCAAGCCUGGCCAACACCCCAGAUGGUCCCCAAAGCUCCCGUUGUGUAUGUCCCUCCCGAGGAGAAGAUGGAUCUUCUGACAACUGUGCAGACCCAUUACAAGUACCUCAAGGGUAGCCCUGCUAUAACUUGCCGACCUGUGCCUUCCAUUAAGAAGAGCAAGUGCUUUGAAAGCUCAACCACCACCAAGGAUGACUUCAAGCAGUGGGCAGCCGUGAACACAAAGCCGAUCAGACCCACUCUGCACCUGAGCUUGCCUGCUGAACCUUUGGACUGCCAGACCACCACUAAGACGUGCUUUGUGGCGCAUCCACCUAUCAUUACUGAAAACUACAAGCCCCCCUGGGUUGGCCUUCGGAGAAACAUCCCCGUAGAGGGCCAGACUACUUAUUCCAUCAACUUUACUCCCAAGGAUUUGGGCAAGUGCCCAGCAUCAUACAUGGAGCCUCCGGGCUAUAUCUUCGAGGAAGUGGAUUCUAUGGGGCACAAGAUCUAUAGGUCAAUUUCCCAGACAGGUUCUAGGCAGAACAGUUCUAUUUCUAUAUGUGAUACAGAAAAGCCUGGUCAGAAGGAACUAGAAGUGUCAGCCUGACUUUGAAAAAAAAAGAAAAACAUUCAAAACCUGCAAAAUACCUUUAAAAGCAGACAACUAAAAAUCCAUUGAAGAAUUUCCCAAAAAUGAAAAGAAAAAUGUAAAAUACCUACCUC